GCACACAAACCCGUUCCACCCUUGUUUGAAGCUGCAUGCUCGUUGUUUGUGUAUCUAUUCCCUGCACUCUAAUCGAGUGCAGUCUUGCAGACAGAAUGCUCAAUCUGCCGUUCACUAAAGAAUCUAUGCAGAGUGAUGUGAGUAUUUGGGCUAAACACCCAGAAUGCUUGCUAAAAGGAAUAGAGACAUCCAUGGGCGUGACGGAUGCUUAGGGUUUAGAGGAGAGCUUAAUAUUGGAUCUCGCCAUUGCUACCUCGAGAUAGAACUGCCCGAAUAUGGUCUGAAAUGCCAUUAAUUUUGCCUGAUUAGAGAGGCUGCAGCAUUCUCAGCCCCUGUCUCCUACUCCUAUGGAGAAAUUAUACGAAUGAGGUACCCUCAUUUGCGCUGGUUUUCUUAGGCUUCCAACUUUAGCAAAUCUCCACUCAUUCUUCAUACCACUCUGUAUGUUGUGAGUUUUGUGAUACAGAACAGACAAACUACUUGGUGACUCUUAGACAGUCAGUAUGCAAAAUGAGAUACACCCAAGAAAAUAAACUUUUAUUAAACACACGGACAUAAAAACCAUACCCAUGCUUGGUUGGUUUUUAAACUUUGCGCUGUAUCAAGUCCAAUGUUGUUAUACAUACAUUUAAUUUUAGUAAUUUCUCUGUUAAAAAUGGUGAGUCUUUAAGGGGUUUGUGGUUUUUAGACCCUCUUUUGUCGUGAUUAUUAUUUUUAUUAUUUUUUAUUAUUUUUGAUUUAUUAUUUUCAAAAAGAGGGAGAAGGGCGGGGGCCAUGGCACCUCUCCUUUUUUAUUUAAUUAAUAGAGCUUUUUUACAGAAUCUUUUUAAUGGGUCUUUCAUUUGCCCUUGGUUCCCCGCACUUUUCAGUUUGCUUCAGAGUCUCUGCGUUCAGCUCAAAAUAUAGAAAAGGAGCACAAUGAAAUCUGUUCGUGCUGGCAAAUGCUUGAACUGGAUCACGUUGAUUGCGACUGUUGUUGACGCCGCCGCCAAUCGCACCUGGUACCAUGAAAUCCUUUUCAAGGAGAAAUCAAGCUAGUGCAAGCUACGUAAUGUCGUCAUGCCUGUUCUGUAGCUGCGAAUUUUAUCCGUUUACUACCACGCAGGCUAGACUUAUUCCGCCUGGCAAUAAAAGAAUACAGUUGACUAACAUUUUUAGUAGGGAUAAAACGACUCUGUGUUGGAUGAAACUGCUCUGCGUUGGAUAAAACAGUGGAUUUUGUCGUCUUUGAGAAACAGCAGCUGACAUAUCCAGCUUCAUGCUGGGUUUCGAAGAAAAGUCAAUAACCAGGUUCGAAACGAUGUGAACGCAGAUCUCGCUCACUCAACAUGAAUACACAAGAGAGAAUCCGGAGAAGACAGCACUUCAAAGAACUGCAAAUCGAGCGAUUUUUGUGGCCUAAAUGCUGCAGAUGUCGCCUACAAGCGUAGAUCAUCUCGUGGUCUAAUGACCAACAGCUGAAAAGUGAUUAAACGAGACGUAACGGAAUCUGGACGCAAGAUGCUGAGGUUUUUCAGGAAGAGGUUGAAAAAGAAACAUGUUUAUAGGAUUCGGAAUGGAAUGACACCUUUAUACAUGGCUGCGCAAGAGAAUCACAUUGAUGUUGCCAAGGAACUCCUCGCUCAUGGUGCUGACGCGCACCUCGCGGCAAGUGGAGGUUUUGAACCAGUUGAUGUUGCAAUACAACAACGACACUCAGAAAUGACAGCCUUCUUGAUGGAGCAAGGUUCAAAGAGAGGAUUCAAAGCGUUGCAUGUCAUAGCAAGGAAGGAUGCGUGCAACGCCGCGGCUUUGCUUCUAUCAAAUGGAUAUGAUCCAAACAUCACAGCCCCUAAUGGUUAUACUCCUCUUCACCUCGCUGCCAAAUAUGGCAGCAUAAACACGGCAUUGCUGCUGAUUGAGUCAUCGGCAAAUGUCGAUGCAGCUGCUAAGCACAAUAUCACACCGUUGCACGUAGCCUCGAAACACGGCCAAGCAGAGGUUGUGUCGUUGCUGAUCGAGGCUGGAACAAAACUUGAUGUGUUGACUAAGGAUGGCCUAACUCCACUCCAUUGUGCUGCAAGGGAUGGUCACGAACAUUGUGUUGAAUUGCUUCUUGUCCACAACGCUUGUUUAAAUGCAAAAACCAAGCAUGGCCUUACUGCUCUUCACAUGGCGGCCCAAGGUAACCACGUCAACUGUGCAAAUCUUCUUCUCGGCCACGGAUGCCACAUUGACUCACCAACCACGGAGGGUGUUAGCCCGCUUCAUGUGGCAGCGCAUUAUGGGAAUUCGAAUAUUACCCAGCUGCUUCUUGAUCGAGGGGCAGAUGUGGACAGGAAAGCAAGGAAUGGCUAUACGGCACUUCACGUUGCAUGUAAGAAGAACCGGGACGACAUCGUGCAGUUACUCAUUCGCUAUGGCGCAAACGUUCAUCUAAAAAAUAUGCAUGGACAGACAGCUCUUCAUCUGGCUGCUUACUUUGGUAUGGUGAAUAUUGUAUUGAUUCUGAUUCAGAACGGAACUCUUAUUGAAGAAAGAACCAUACGAGAGGAAACCAGCCUUCAUAUCGCCUGUCGGACCAAACAAAUCAAUGUUGCGCGGCUACUCCUGCGAAACGAGGCUGCGGUGGACCCAAGGUCAAAGACUGGCGAAACCCCUUUGUUGAUUGCAUCUCGACAAGGAUCUCAAGAAAUUGCUUCGCUUCUUUUGGCACAUGGUGCUGAUCCUGAUGCCACAAAUAAGGAUGAGUCCACUUCAUUGCACAUCGCUGCAAGAUUUGGCUGCGAAGCUAUUGUAGAAUGCCUGUUGGAGCAUGGUGCAAAGAUCGAUUCGCGAAAUAAGCAAAAGUGCACUCCAUUGCACGAGGCAACCCGAAGAGGCCAUCUUGAUAUUGUAAAAAUGUUGGUUGACAAGAAGGCGGAUGUAAAUGCAGAAGCUAAGAAUAACUUGCGACCGCUUCAUUUCGGAUGCCAUUAUCGUCAUGUGGAAGUUUCUGUUUUCUUAAUGGAUAACCAGGCUGAUCUUCAAGCAACUGCAAAGAAUGGAUUUACCCCGUUGCACAUUGUAUCGAAGAACAAUGCCCUCGACUUAGCCCAUCAUUUGCUCUCAAAGGGCGUUGAUGCUGAUACAACUACCAAAACUGGGAUAAGUGCAUUGCAUCUUGCUGCGAAGGAGGGAUGCUUCAUGAUCGCUGAUGCCCUUCUAGAAAACGGCGCCUCCCCUGGCAUCCAAACAAGGAAUGGCCUAACUCCCCUUCAUUUAGCUGCAAGAUACAACCAAUUACGCGUAGCAAAGAAACUCGUCAAAUAUGCCGCUCCUAUCAACGCACAAACGCCGAAUGGAUACACACCAUUGCACUAUGCUUGUUUUUACGGGAAUGAUGAAAUCGUCAAAUUAUUGCUUGAAGAAGGUGCAAAUGUUGAAGCAAAAACCAAGCAAGCGAACACUCCACUUCAUAUUGCUGCGUUGACGGGACACUCGAGCACCAUAGAGAUUUUGCUGAAAUACAACGCACCAGCCAAUACUUUGAAUAAGGAUGGCUUUACAGCCUUGUACAUAGCCGAAGUGACCCGCCGGACAGUUAUAGUAGAGACACUGAUCAAAGUUACGCAGGCUGUUAUCAAGACCAAGGAAAUUAAGUUAAACGAAGACGUAAAGCUGAGCUGCAGUUCUCCAGAGGAGCUUGAAGAAACACAGUUGAUCGAGGCAGCUGAUGAAUCUUACAUCGAAGCUUCAAAAGACCGAUUAAUAGUCAACGAAGAUUUCGAGGAAUCAUUUCUUGGCUUGAGCGAGUCGAGUCUCAUUGAUGCUGGAAACGAAUCAGUCGCGUCCUACCGAACGGCAGAAUACGAGGAAAACCUUUUCAGCGUCAGCGAAUCGCCCGAGCAAACAACAGAGACCCUCUCACCAACAUUUGAGGCACCCUUAGCCCCAGAGAUUUUGAUAUCAUCAGAGUCUGAAGAUAGGCCUGAGAGUAUAAUGGAAAUGGAGCCAACAAUUGUCGGAGGGUUCCUGAUCAGCUUUCUGGUCGAUGCAAGGGGAGGUAUCUUUGAAAGCAGGCAAACAGGCAUACGUGUGACUAUCCCAAGGGGAGCUUGCGAGAUGCCUACACGUAUAAUGUGCAAAUUGUUACGAAGCAGCCAGAAGGUGCCAAUGCCUAAACUAUAUAUAAACGAAGGACUAGUCAGCCGCGUGGUCGAAGUAGCUCCGCAAGGAUUGCAGUUCCUGAAGCCUAUCAUUAUGGAAUUACCUCAUUUUGGUUCUUUGAGAAAGCGUGAAAGAGAACUGAUUGUCUUGAGAAGCGAUCCUGACUCAGAUUUUUGGCGAGAGCAUGUUGCCACUAGGAUACAAUCAGAAGGCAUCGACGAGGAGGCUUUUGGUGAGAUGCCCAGCUCACCUGAACAUGGAUACAAGUCUGGUAGGCAGUUUGUGAAGAUUGUUUCUCAAGAUUUGCCCGAACGAUUUGCCGUUGUUUCAAGGCCACGAAAAGAAAAAUUCUUAAUGUUUCCUGAAGGAGGUGUUAUCAAAUCAUGCGUUUUGCCGAAGGCACAAGUGAUUUUUAAAGAAACAUCCUUAAAUACGAGCACAAAAGUUAUUUUACAGAUACAAUUCGUGAAUGAGCUACUACUGGAUCCAGCUGACACAGCAAAGUAUAGUUCAAUCAUUCGCUUACAACCUCAUGUCAAACUAGCCAACCCGGUCAACGUCACAAUGCCGUGCCCCUGGAUCACCACGGAUCACUCCUACGGGGUCCCACCCAAUCUCCGUCUACUCGCAAUGAUGCCGGCGAAUGAGAACGAGGUCAGUGAGAACUCGCAAUGGACAUGGAGCGAUGUAACAGAUGUGUGCUCUGUAACAGCCAGCGAAAACUGCUGUCACUUCCAAACUACAUACCUCACAACUUAUUGGCUGUGCCAAGACGACCAAACUGACGAAAUCCCAAGGAAAGUCGAAAGUCUGUACCCAUUGAUCUGUGGACUGCCCUUUUUGGCGAAGUUUGUUGUCUUCGCCCGCGCGUUGACGGUGAAUUCCGCAGAAAUGCGCGUGUUCUGCAUGACAGACGGCAAAACAGAAAGAGCACUAGAGAAGCGGGAAGGCUUUGUUGAGAUUGCACGUUCAGGGGAUGUUGAAGUGCACGACGAGCAGACUGUAUACCUAAAAUGCAAUGCUACAACAUCACCGGAUAUAAAGAGCUUGAAACUUACCUUUAAGCCCUUCAGAGAAAAUCGACUUGUAUUCAGGGCUACUGGGCUGAACUCGCGAGGUCCAUGGGCCUAUCGACUUGGAUUUAUCUCCAGUCUCAGGACAGAUGCUGAUGGAAAAAUCCCCUUGAUCUGCAGUCUCGAGGCUGUUGUAACUGAAAAGAUGGUGCGAAGCAAAAUGCAGAUUAUUCAGGAUUCUUAUUGGCACCAAGUGAGUGACAAUCUUCUGCAAACCAUUUCUCACAACAUUGGUGAAGUUUGGAAAAUUCUGGCAAAGAAUUUGCAUAUGAACGACAACGAAAUACAAGGCGUCAUCGACCUGAGCUCUGACCAACACGUACUUGCUGCUCUCACAAUGCUAGAAUUGUGGAGAUCAACGAGAGGGGAAGAUGCCAGUUUUGAAGUGCUGCGAGAUGCGCUUGAACAGACGGGCAGAGGCGAUCUCUGUGAUUUAGUUGAAUGCAAGUCCCCAGUAGCACUUCCACCUCGUCGAAUUCACGAUAACCCAUCCGUGUCACGUGAUACGAAACCCGUUGAAGCUAUUAGUUUGGACAGUGUUUUUACAUCUGAAAAGCGGGCGGGUGCUACCGAGGGAUUUCGUUUCGAUUUCCCGACAAAUGAAUUUAGGAAGAAUGAAGUUUCGGCGUUCGAUGUAGGGCCGGUGAUUGGCGAACAGGGGCCCAGGAUAGAUACCCAAGGGAGUUUGGGGCAAAAUGAAAGUGAGGAACAAAUAACUGAACAGUUUAUGGAACGAGAUAAGAGUGAAAUAGAUUUUCAAGAAUUGAUGGGCAACGAUGAACAGUUUUAUGAUUCGUACGAACCGACGGUGGCCGAAGAUUCAACGACGAGAGGCGAAAGAGCUGCCAACCUACCGAUUGAUGUUGAAGAAGAUAGUAGUUGCGAAGGUGUAGUAGAACUUGAAGAGAAACCACAGUUGAUUAUGCAAAAGAAAGACAUUUGCAGUGAGGACACUUUUGAAGAGGCAAUUGUUAAUGACGUACGAGGGUCACUCCAAAAUUAUUGA
Messenger RNA from Rhopilema esculentum, 6207 nucleotides. RefSeq lists its product as uncharacterized. The record is from RefSeq and is a predicted model, not a curated record. Lineage: Eukaryota; Metazoa; Cnidaria; Scyphozoa; Rhizostomeae; Rhizostomatidae. Gene Ontology annotation, biological process: signal transduction. Gene Ontology annotation, molecular function: protein binding.